GGGUUGCAACUGCAGCGGCGGGCCACAGUGACAAUUAGCCUGUAGCAACGACAAACGGUCAAUGGCACGCCAAUGACAGGGUUCCUUGCUUGGUAGGCGCGCACAUGGCGACGUGAAGAUGCACGCCGCACGUCUUGGAAUCUGGGUACUUAGGUGCAGACCGCGCUCCUCCAAGACGUCUUCUUUGCUUGAUCAUCGUUGUCGGCCUUAGCAAGGGCUCAUCUCGAACAUCAGCACAAGAAUCGCAUCGAACUUGAUCAGCGACCCAAACGUCUUGCUAGAUUGCCGUUGAGAACCAGCAACAUGGGUUUCUUCAAGAAGCCCACCCUGCGCACGCGCGAUGACCAGCGCACAAGCGCCGCAGAACUCACUCUGCGCGCCUCAAUCCUCCCUCUCUGCCUCGUCACAAUCCUCUUCUUCCUCUGGGGCUUCUCAUAUGGCCUUAUCGAUACGCUGAACAAGCACUUCCAAGUCGAGCUCAACAUCACACGCGCACGCUCUUCCGGACUGCAGGCAGCUUACUUCGGCGCGUAUCCGCUUGCUUCGCUGGGACACGCGAAUUGGCUGCUCAGACACUGGGGAUAUAAGGCGGUGUUCAUCUGGGGACUGUUUCUGUUCGGCACAGGUGCACUGCUGACUUGGCCGUGCCUCGUGUACCGUUCUUUCGGUGGAUUUUGUGCGGCGACUUUUGUCAUCGGAAAUGGUUUGGGCAGUCUGGAGACGGCGGCAAAUCCGUACCUUGCUGUUUGUGGACCACCAAAGUACUCGGAGCUGCGCAUCAACCUCGCGCAGGCUUUCAACGGUAUCGGGACUGUCGUUGCGCCUGUCCUCGGUUCCUACGUCUUCUUCGUCGAUGUCGGCGAGGGCUCUGAGGCGCUCAAGAACGUGCAGUGGGUGUACCUCGCAAUCGCGAUCUUCGUCUACGUCCUGGCCGUCGUGUUCUACUUCGCCACGAUCCCCGAGAUCACAGACGCCGACAUGGCCUUCCAAGCCGAAGUCACAAACGCAGGCUCCGACGCCAAACCGUUCCGCAAGCAAUACCGCCUUUUCCACGCCACCUUUGCGCAGUUCUGCUACACCGGCGCCCAGGUCGCCAUCGCAGGCGCUUUCAUCAACUACGUGACUGAAUCGCGAAUCGGCAGCUACGAUGCGAACGGAGUGGCGCAGCCGACCAGCAAUGCAGAUGCUGCACGCUUCUUGGCCGGGGCGCAGGGAACGUUCACCAUGGGACGGUUUGUGGGCAGUCUUACAAUGAAGUUUGUGAAGCCUAGAUGGACGUUUUUGGUCUUCAUGAGCUGCUGCAUUAUCUUUCUCAUCCCCGCUAUCACCGAGCGCGGCAACACAGGCAUGAGCAUGCUCUUCAUCGUGCUCUUCUUCGAGUCCAUCAUCUUCCCCACGAUCGUAGCGCUGGGCAUGCGCGGUCUGGGCAAGCACAGCAAGCGCGGCUCAGGCUUCAUCGUGGCGGGCGUCUCGGGCGGUGCCGUGGUGCCGCCGCUGCUCUUCGUCGCGGCCGACUCGCGCGGAACGGCGAACGUCGGUGCGGGAUACUCGCCGACUGCGUUUGCCAUGGUGGUCCCGCUGGUGUUUUUCUUGGCUGCGUGGUCGUACACGUUCUGUGUCAAUUUCAUCCCUGCGUACAGAAACGUUGCGGAUAGCUUCCAUGAGACCAAGGUCGGCCUUGUUAACUCGGGCGCGGGUGAUGCGGAGGGCCAGUUUGGCGUCAAGGAUGGCGGCUCGCCGCUGCAGACUGAGGCUGUGCAUCAUGGUGAGAAGAAGAUGUAGGGACACGACGGCUGGCACUCGAUACGCAUAGGAAAUAUGGGCGUCUGCAGAUGGAGCAAUCAAUACCGGAUAUGUUUCUUUGUAUUGCAGUAUCAUGGCUUCAACCUCCUUACUCAGUGCAUGUGUUGGGUCUUCAGAAGGUCCA
Didymella exigua CBS 183.55 is the source of this 1927-nucleotide messenger RNA. RefSeq names its product MFS general substrate transporter. The transcript is spliced from 5 exons. Gene Ontology annotation, biological process: transmembrane transport. Lineage: Eukaryota; Fungi; Ascomycota; Dothideomycetes; Pleosporales; Didymellaceae. Gene Ontology annotation, molecular function: transmembrane transporter activity. Bases 304 to 1782 code for a protein of 492 amino acids. The record is from RefSeq and is a predicted model, not a curated record.